AUGGCUACCCCUCAGUCAACAACAUCAUACGAAGGCUCCGGCCCCAAGAAGCUCGAACAGAUUACUUUUCGGUUCUGCUCAGAAUGCUCCAACAUGUUGUACCCCAAGGAAGACGAAGAUGCGCACAAAUUACAAUUCACCUGCCGAACGUGUCAAUAUACCGAAGAAGCCCAGUCCACUUGUGUAUUCCGCAACGUCCUGAAUAACUCUGCUGGCGAAACUGCUGGUGUGACUCAGGAUGUUGGAUCUGAUCCAACGGUUAGUGAUGUCCCGCUUGUCCUUUGUUUAGGUUGUGGGUGCCUCAUUUUUUGCGAUACCUGCGGAGGAAUGGCUGCGGAUAUGGCUGUUGCCAAGGUGCAGCCAAAGAAAAAGGAGAAGAAGGACGGCGAUAAUUUCGGCGAGAGAAGCCAUUACGUCCCUUGGAACGAGUCCGACGAUCCCUUUGCCGAAUACGACGAGGAACUCAUGGAAGACGUCGACUAUGGACUACCCAGUCCUACCCCGACCGAUUACACUUCCGACACGACUUUCGCGGCGGGCUUUUCAGACGACGGCGCCAUGGUUUGUAAUGUUUAA
This is a messenger RNA of Pochonia chlamydosporia 170, 576 nucleotides long. Its product is annotated as DNA-directed RNA polymerase. The record is from RefSeq and is a predicted model, not a curated record. Gene Ontology annotation, biological process: transcription-coupled nucleotide-excision repair; DNA-templated transcription; maintenance of transcriptional fidelity during transcription elongation by RNA polymerase II. Gene Ontology annotation, molecular function: DNA-directed RNA polymerase activity. Lineage: Eukaryota; Fungi; Ascomycota; Sordariomycetes; Hypocreales; Clavicipitaceae. The transcript has a single exon. Gene Ontology annotation, cellular component: RNA polymerase II, core complex. Bases 1 to 576 code for a protein of 191 amino acids.